Messenger RNA from Thamnophis elegans (Western terrestrial garter snake), 945 nucleotides. Its product is annotated as olfactory receptor 5V1-like. Gene Ontology annotation, molecular function: G protein-coupled receptor activity; olfactory receptor activity. Bases 1 to 945 code for a protein of 314 amino acids. Gene Ontology annotation, cellular component: membrane. Gene Ontology annotation, biological process: G protein-coupled receptor signaling pathway. Lineage: Eukaryota; Metazoa; Chordata; Lepidosauria; Squamata; Natricidae. The transcript has a single exon. The record is from RefSeq and is a predicted model, not a curated record.
AUGAAAAUGGCUAAUAACACAGGCGUAAAGGAUUUCUACUUGACUGAACUGUCUGAUCUCCCUGCAGUGCACAUUUCUCUAUUUGUGGUGAUUCUGCUCGUCUACCUGACCACUCUGGCAGGGAAUGGAGCUAUCCUUAUAGCAACAGCAACAGAUGCUCACCUCCAGACUCCCAUGUAUUUCUUUCUAUGCAAUUUAUCUUUGCUGGAUGUCCUUUGUCCAACUGUCACUGUGCCAAAAAUGCUCCACAUGUUCUUAUCAGAGGACAAGAGAAUAUCAUUUGUUGGCUGCAUUCUGCAACUCUUCUUUCUGAUUUAUGUGGUGGGCACUGAAAUUUUUUUGCUUGCCCUCAUGGCUUAUGAUCGCUAUGUGGCAAUAUGUAGCCCUCUACACUACACAAAUAUUAUGAGCAUGCGACUAUGUGUUCAACUGGCAGCUGGGACGUGGCUAACAGGCUUCACAAAUUCUAUGAUUCACACCUCAAUGACCUUUACAUUAUCCUUCUGUGGGCCCAAUAAAGUUAAUCAAUAUUACUGUGACAUCCCUCCAAUUAUGGCACUUUCUUGCUCUUCCACAUAUCUCCCUGAGCUUGUCCAACUCCUUGUGGCUGGCGUUUUAGGGGGUGGUGCUUUUCUCGUUACUCUGAUCUCUUAUAUCUAUAUAAUUUCAGCUAUCUUACGCAUGCACUCUGCUGAGGGCAGGAGAAAAGCAUUUUCCACUUGUGGUUCCCACUUGGCUGUCGUUUGCCUUUUCUAUGGGACAACCAUUGCGACUUACGUCCGGCCCACUUCCACUUACUCACCCAAGAAAGACAGAAUUGUUUCAAUGCUAUAUGGAAUUCUUACUCCCAUGAUCAACCCAAUGAUCUACAGCCUGAGAAAUAAGGAAGUUAAAAGGGCUUUGAUCAAAGCAUUUAAUAUGCAAAAGGUUUGUUUGAGUGGUUGA